Chiloscyllium plagiosum (whitespotted bambooshark) is the source of this 982-nucleotide messenger RNA. RefSeq names its product family with sequence similarity 177 member A1a (gene fam177a1a). The record is from RefSeq and is a predicted model, not a curated record. NCBI's taxonomy places the organism in Eukaryota, Metazoa, Chordata, Chondrichthyes, Orectolobiformes, Hemiscylliidae.
GGGGUAACAGGGGGCUCGGCCUCAUAUGGGCGGUGCUUCCUGUCGGGCAUCGGGCUGUUGUGCGUUCAUAGGGAAUGGCGGAGAAGUUACCGGGUCUCGGCCUCUACCUUAGUCCCGGUAAUAUGCUGCUGGCCGGCGGUAACACGGACGCGGAGAAGUUGCAGGCAAAUGGAAAAUCAUUUGAAAAUGUAGAACUUGGGGACGUGAAUAUGAAAAAGCAAAAGCUUCCUCGAAGGAUCAUUCACUUUGCUAGUGGCGAAACUAUGGAGGAGUACAGCACGGAUGAGGAGGACAAGGAAGAUGAAAAGAAAGACUUAUUGCCUAUGAUUGAUACUAGCACACUUCCUUGGGGUCCAUUUCUGUGGUUUUACAUGCUAAGAUUUGCUACAGGUACACUGUCAGUUUGUGACUUCUUGGGAGAAAAGUUAGCUUCACUUUUUGGUAUAAAUGCUCCAAAGUACCAAUAUGCUAUUGACGAGUACUACAGGAUAAAAAAGGAGGAGGAGGAGGAAGAGGAAGAAAAUAAAAUGUCAGAAGAAGCUGAAAAGAAUUACCAAGAGCAAAUGGAACAGCAGCAAGAGAUGGUUAGUGCACAUGAUGGUCUGCCAGUAGUUAAUGCAUCAUUUGUGAAUGUCAGCUUUGAAAUGGAAAGUGAUCCCACCAUUAUAACAGAAACUAAACAAAAAAGUGAUCCUAUUCCAACCUAGAGGAAAUUAUCCUACAGAAGAUGAUGCAAGGGUUCAGCGCUGCCUGUUAUCCUGAAAAACAGCUAUGCCUUAAUUCACUGAAAAUGCAGUUGUGCCUUGCGAUCUUUCUUCUAAUUUUGGUUUUCAUAUCAUGCAUCUGCUGUAAUUAAACUGUUAAUACUAGAAACAAUAUUGUAUUGUUUAACCUAUAUAAUUGCAUUAUUUAUUUUAGUUCUUUAUAAAUAAGGAAAGAUCACUUUUGUAUACUACACAACUUUAAUAAACAUUUGACUAUU